GAUGUCACCCCAAGGGGACUAUCUCCCAGUGGCAGGCCCUUCGAUAAAAUCAGGAACUUGUGCUGGCCCUGCAAUGUCAAGGGAGGGGGCUCACCCAGGGCUCCUGUAGCUCAGGGGGCAGGCCUGAGCCCUGCGUCUGACCCACGACCGUCCAGCCCCCCGACGGGGCAUCUGGUCCUGAGGGGAUCCGCACUGAUCCCCACCGAGGCAGGGGAUCUGACCAACUUGGAGCUCAGCUGGAUGUUACAGGCGUGCAAAAUGGAAGGGUUUCCCCUCGUCCCCCCUCCAUCGGAAGAGCUGGUUACUUACGAACCUGAACUAUACCAACGCCAAACACAAGACUUCUACUCCUUUAUUGGCAGUGAUGGAGACAGCCACAGUGAUGCCAGAAGGGCCACCAAUCAUGACAGCCAUCUCUCCAGUCCCCCACUGGGUGAACAAUGCUGGGCCAAGGGAAAGUCUCUGACCAUCCCUUGUUGGGCAGACACCAAGGCCCUGGAGUCUGUUGGAGGUGGGGAAGAAGUCUGGCCCCAACUGUCCACUCAAACCCAGCCUUGUUCUGCAGCAAGUGAAGGGGAGAGGGAUCAGACUCUUAGUGACUGGAACCCGGGCAAGGAGGUAACAGGCCACCAGAAAUGGAUCUUGGCUUCCAGAUCCUGCAUGCUGCAUCUGGAGACUCAAGAUCAUUACUGGGACUUCCCCACACACCACGUACACAGCGAGUUUGAGAGCUUCCCUGAGAACCACUUCACGGAGCUGCAGAGUGUGCAGGCCCCACAGCUGCAGCAGCUCUACCGUCAUAUGGAGCUGGAGCAGAUGCACAUCCUCGAUACCACCAUGCCACCGCCCCACGUCAACAUUAACCACCAGGUUCCCUACAUGUCCCGGCUGUGCCACCCUUACCAAUCCCUGUCCCCAGCCCACCAGCAGAGCUCAGAUGAUGAGGAGGGUGAGAGGCAGAGCCCCCCAUUGGAGGUGUCUGAUGGAGAAGCUGAUGGCUUGGAGCCUGGGCCUGGUCUUCUGCAUGGGGAGACAGGCAGCAAGAAGAAGAUUCGCCUGUACCAGUUCCUGCUGGACCUGCUGCGCAGCGGCGACAUGAAGGACAGCAUCUGGUGGGUGGACAAGGACAAGGGCACCUUCCAGUUCUCAUCCAAGCACAAGGAGGCGCUGGCGCACCGCUGGGGCAUCCAGAAGGGCAACCGCAAGAAGAUGACCUACCAGAAGAUGGCGCGCGCGCUGCGCAACUACGGCAAGACCGGCGAGGUGAAGAAAGUUAAGAAGAAGCUCACCUACCAGUUCAGCGGCGAGGUGCUGGGCCGCGGAAGCCUGGCCGAGCGGCGCCUCCCGCCCCACUGAUCUCCCGCAGAGCCCGCCAGGCCCCCGGCCCCCGCCGGCCAUAGCAUUAACCCCUCGCCGGGCCCGGACACAGGGAGGACAUUCCCAGGGCCAAGGCAGGACUGGGGGCCCGGCCUCGCCCUCCCACGCCUGGCCCGUCCCGCCUCGCUUCGCCUCCCACCAGGACUCUAGCCCGGCCCAAGGGCCACCUGGGCCUCGGACCCCACCCGAGGGUCAGUCCGGCUUAGUGGCCAUGGUGCUUCCUUGGGAGUCUGGCGUCUUUGUAUAUUGAUUGCUCUUUUUAAGGCUCUUCCUCUCCCCACCUCCCCCACCCAUUAGCCUCCCAAAGAGAAGUAAAAUUAUUCUCAGCUAUUCUCCCA
Molecule: messenger RNA, 1715 nt
Organism: Phodopus roborovskii (desert hamster)
Lineage: Eukaryota; Metazoa; Chordata; Mammalia; Rodentia; Cricetidae
Gene: Spi1
Product: Spi-1 proto-oncogene
Exons: 6
Coding region: 241-1356 (371 amino acids)
Biological process (GO): cell differentiation; regulation of transcription by RNA polymerase II
Cellular component (GO): nucleus
Molecular function (GO): sequence-specific DNA binding; DNA-binding transcription factor activity, RNA polymerase II-specific
Source: RefSeq, a predicted model, not a curated record